This is a messenger RNA of Strongyloides ratti, 3429 nucleotides long. RefSeq names its product Reverse transcriptase domain and Zinc finger,CCHC-type domain and Aspartic peptidase domain-containing protein. NCBI's taxonomy places the organism in Eukaryota, Metazoa, Nematoda, Chromadorea, Rhabditida, Strongyloididae. The transcript has 3 exons. Gene Ontology annotation, molecular function: zinc ion binding; nucleic acid binding. The record is from RefSeq and is a predicted model, not a curated record. The coding region runs from base 1 to 3429 and encodes 1142 amino acids.
AUGGAGGAAAGAAAUGUACUUCCCUCACUCAAUGAAAGCUUUCCAAAAGAAGAGGCCAUGACUGCACCUUCUAGUGACUAUGACAUUGUCAACCAAGGUAAUAAGGCUAUGACUCACUACCUAAACUCAUCGAACUUGAAUGGAUCUGAUCAAUCGCAUUCAGCUGUGAAUCUCAAUCAGCAUGGAAUUUCUCAAGGUGUAAAUUUCAAUCACCAAGGAUCAACUCCUGAUCCAGGAAGUGCAGGACUGAUGGAGCUAAUACAAAAUCCUCAAGCCUUAACAAGCUUGAUUCAACUUCUCCAACGUCUCGUGCCAAAUGAUAACAGAAGCACAAGCUUUGUUACUGCUCAAUCACCACAACCUCAACCACACGCUUACAAAGCCUUCUCAGGAACUGAGCAGAGUGAUAGAAAUUGCAUACAUUUAUCCGAGGAAAAGAAACUUGAAACCCUUAUUAUGCUACUAGAUGGUAAACCACUGGAUGAUCUGGAACUAUACCCAGAACUCCUAGAAAAUUAUGAAGAUCUGGUAGAACAUCUUCAACUCAACUACAACCAAAAAGAAACCAGAGAAUCUGCAGCAAGAGAAUUACAACUACACCUCAGUGUAAAACCAAAGAGAAUAAACGACCUAGAUGAUUAUGCUGCGAAACUGGAAAAGCUUGUAGACACAAUUGAAAGAGGAGCAUCCAAAGAAUCCAUCAUGAGAAGGAAACUGGACUUUCUUGUAGACAGUAUACCAAAUGAAUGUAAAUCCAAAUGUGUAGGAAUAAAACACUCAAAUUUCCGUGAAGCUAUCACCUACAUGAAAACAAUCUGGAGCUAUGAUCUAACAGCUGUCUUAUCGGCGAAAGGCCACAAUAGUAUCCUAAAUAGAAAUCCAAAUAAUGCUUCAAAAAGCAAUGACAAACAAAAAAGACCUGAUAACCCAAAUGGGAAAGAUACCUCUAACAUAAAAUGUCAUGGUUGUGGGAAAACGGGACACAUAAGACCUAGAUGUCCUGAAAACACAACAAACAAUAAAACUGGUAACAACAUAAUCAAUACAGGGAAAUAUCAGGUAGAAAAGGUGCAAAAAAAAAUUGAACAAUUAAAGAAACAAGAACUCAUAGCAAUUGAAAUACUGGUAAAUGAGGUAAAGGUUGUUGCAUUGUGCGACACCGGCACCAAUGUUGUAACAAUACAUCCAGACUUGGCUAAAUAUCUUGGACUGAAAAAUAACAGAACAGCUCACAUAAGCACUAUAGCUGGAAAGAAAUGUGAGAAAAUGUCUAAUCACUCUCUGAUAGUGAAAUACAAAGACAGAAGUACAACUAUUUCAGAAACCAUGAUUGCAAUGCAACCAUGUUCGUUCUCACUAUACCAAUUGAUUAUAGGUAAUCAAGUCAUGAAAAAUUUAGGACUUGAGAUAGACAUCAUAAAUCUAUCGGUAACAACUAAAAAGAAAGCAAUACAUACAUCCAUGAUGAUCCAAGAAAAGGAAGAAACCUUUGAUAAAACUGAAUUUAUCAACUCCAUAAAACAGCGUUUCCCAAACUCCUAUGCCAAAUUCAAAGGAGAUGCUGGGCCCAGGAAAGUAUACGUUGAAAAGAUGAAAUUUGAGAAAAAAUCACCUGCACCUAUGAAAAUGUACUCUAUACCAAAAAAUCUAAAAGAAGAACACACCAAGUUAGUGAAAGAAAUGUUAAAUCAAGGUAUCAUUGAACACUCAAGUUCAACAAAAAUACAUCCUACAUUGUUACUGAAAAAGCCAAACUCAGAAGAAUAUAGAUUUUUAUUUGAUGGCAGAUUGUACAAUCAACUCAUGAUAAAAAUAAAUAGUUAUCCUAAUGAUGCCAAUAAAAUCUUUUUAGAAAUAAAAGACUUUACUCAUAUUUCAAAAAUUGAUUUAUCAAAUGCUUUUCAUCAGUUCUCCAUACAUAAAGAGAAUAGGGAAUACUUUGCCUUCAACAGUCAAUUAGGUACCAUGCAAUAUAAACGCCUAAUCAUGAGAGGUAAGAAUUCCACCAUUCUUUUUCAGUUAGCAAUGGAGCGCACAUUUAAAGAGAUAAAAAAAUACAUAAAGAUCUUCGUUGAUGAUGUAAUCAUUUUAACUUCAGGUUCUUUUGACUUUCAUCGUAGCAUCUUAUUUAAAUUCUUUAACAUAUGCAAUAAUCUUGAAAUGAAAGUAUCUUUAGCGAAAUGCCAAUUUAAUGCAAAAUAUAUCAAAUUUCUUUCAUAUAAAGUAGGACCCAGAGGCAUCACUCCAUGUGAUGAAUCUGUAGACAAAUUAAUAAGAAGAUAUGUACCUACCAGUAAAAAGGAACUCUACAACUUCCUACAAUCAGCCAGCUAUUUCAGAAGAUGUCUACCAAAUUUUGCCUCCAAAACAGCUGACCUAUUCACUCUAGCAGCUGGGAAAAACAGUAAAAUUGAAUUUUCUAAAGAAAAUAUGGAAGCCUUCGAAAGCAUAAAGGAAGACUUGAUUAAAGCUUCCAAACUUGCCUUUUAUAAUCCAUCUUUUAAGACCUUUCUAACAACUGAUGCAAGUAACAAUGCGGUAGAAGCAUACCUCAGUCAAGUUGAUCCUAGCACCAAUGAAGAACGGCCAAUAGCAUUUUGGUCUGCAAAACUUCCAACCACCAUCAAAGAUCGUUGUCCCACAUACACGGAAUUGUAUGCCAUAGAACAUGCACUAAGAUACUUUGGAUACUUGGUUGCAAACAUUUCACUUACCAUUAGAAGUGAUCACAAAAGUUUAGGUAAAAUCAUGACCACAAGUAAUAAAAAAUACAUUGAGUUGCUACACGGCAUUGACAGUCACUUUUGCCACAUCACAUACAUACCAGGUUGCAAUAACCAAGUGGCUGACCUAUUGUCACGCCUAAAUGAUCCCAAGGAAUGUAACAAUAUUAAUACAUCCAUCACUUCUUCUCCCCAAGCAAUCAAACCGUCUCAGUUGACAGAAAGUAUAGCGCAAUUAUGCAACCGCAUGAAUAUCGCUGAAGAACAGCAACGUGACGUCAACAUCCAGCACGCUCUGAACGAUGGACACAUAAAUAAUUUCAAAAUAGCUACACAUGAUCAAGAAAUCGUAAAGAUUAAUUUUGGUGGGUGUGAGAAAAUAUACUUACCUUUAAAAUUAAUUCAUCCAAUUCUUGAACUUGCUCAUGACUUCAAUAACCACCAAGGUUUCAAAAAAAUGACAAAGAUGUUAAACUCUUUCUAUUCUCCCUUUUUCAAAAAGAUGAUUAAAGACAAGGUCAAUUCAUGUGACACAUGCCUAAAACACAAUGUCAUACCAACAAAACAUCCGAUUCCUAAAGUUAUUCCAUCCUAUGAAGUUAUGGAAAACCUAGUCAUGGACUUCUCAGGACCCCACUCAGAAGAAGGAAAAUACAAAGAAAAAUACCUACUAGUCAUAGUAGAUACUUCAAGUAAAUAUCUAUGA